AUGGUGGCAAUGUCCAUGCGAUGCGCUGCUGAAACAGCUAGAAAGGCGGUUGCACGCUUGCGUGCCGCCGAAGAGAGUUCUUCUCAAGCCUCAGCAACAGGUGGUCUUUUGCCUGCUGUUGCGGUUCAGCAACAGGCAGUGCCUGUUGUGAAGAGUCCACGUGGUGAGUCACCACGUGCAACAGAUACAUCCUCUGUGUAUGCAGCGGGUGCUACGACUCACAAUGCGGAUGAGCCUGAAGUAGAACUCAUCUAUUCUGGCGAGUCUGAUGAUGCAUCCGACUUGAAGGCGACACCUCACGCCUCUGGAUCAUCCGGGGCGGACACUGCAAGAACCAGGUUGACUGACUUUGGGGAACGUGGCGGUAUCAAGUCUGAGAUAUUCGGAUUGAGCAAUUCGUCUGACGAAUCCUCGUCUCACGCAAGUCUAUCUGACAACAGGACGCGUGGUAAUGGUGGUGACGCAACUAUACGUCACAACGAUAGAAGCAACUCGGGGGAUCGAGCUGCCACUGGUGUCAGUGCUCAUGCUGACACCACACGAGAGGCCAGGGACCAAAAUUUCCUGCGCCAUGAUCAUCAAGUGGGGUCUCCUUGGAUGCCAUCAUCCAAGGAUUUAGAUCGAUUGGUCGGUAUGACCACUGAACGGUAUCGAAUCCCGUUGUUUGACUGUAGAAGGAUCCUUCCUCCUAAUUCAAGCACGGAAACUAUCCUUGCUGAGGAAGAGUUCUUCAUCGAUGUGUUUUUCAAACAUCAGUGGUACAACGGCAAUCGUGGUCGAGACGGUAAGGCCUUGGUGCAAAAGUGGAAUGCCUUCAUCCAUAACAUCGAGUGCAUUGGCCGUGAGGCCUGGAUCGGUAAACUUGAUGCAGCUCGCAUCAGGUUUGAAAAGCGUAAUCCAGUCGGUGGACAAUGCAAGUUGCACCGAAUGUCAAGAGAGGCAGGGUUACCCUGUCUAUCGUGGGGUGAAACGUGCCCAAGUUGCCUGUACAAUGCGAAUUGUGCACAUAGGGAGGCCUAA
Peronospora matthiolae is the source of this 1020-nucleotide messenger RNA. Lineage: Eukaryota; Oomycota; Peronosporomycetes; Peronosporales; Peronosporaceae. The record is from the annotation of a GenBank genome assembly.